Elephantulus edwardii (Cape elephant shrew) is the source of this 954-nucleotide messenger RNA. RefSeq names its product putative olfactory receptor 2W6-like. Gene Ontology annotation, molecular function: G protein-coupled receptor activity; olfactory receptor activity. Gene Ontology annotation, cellular component: membrane. NCBI's taxonomy places the organism in Eukaryota, Metazoa, Chordata, Mammalia, Macroscelidea, Macroscelididae. Gene Ontology annotation, biological process: G protein-coupled receptor signaling pathway. The coding region runs from base 1 to 954 and encodes 317 amino acids. The transcript has 2 exons. The record is from RefSeq and is a predicted model, not a curated record.
AUGAAGGCUGAAACCAGGAAAGCAAUGGAAAAAUCCAAUGACAGCUCAGAGUAUGGCUUUAUUUUGGUCGGUUUCUCUGACCGCCCCAAGUUGGAGAUGAUCCUUUUCAUAGUCAAUUUUACUCUGUAUUCAGUAGCUGUGUUAGGAAAUUCAACCAUCAUCCUUGUGUGUAUAUUAGAUCCUCGCCUUCAUACCCCAAUGUACUUCUUUCUGGCAAAUCUUUCCUUUCUAGAUCUUUGCUUCAGUACUAGUUGCAUCCCACAGAUGCUGGUAAACCUCUGGGGCCCUGAUAAGACCAUUAGUUAUGCUGGCUGUGUUGUCCAACUCUUUUCUUUUCUGUCUGUUGGGGGAAUUGAGUGCAUCCUUUUGGCUGUCAUGGCCUAUGACCGCUAUGCUGCUGUCUGCAAACCCCUGCACUAUAUGGUCAUUAUGCAUCCACAGCUGUGCUUAAGAUUGGUGGCUGUGGCUUGGGGGAGCGGCCUGGUCAAUGCCAUUGUCAUGUCUCCACUGACAAUGACUCUCUCCAGAUGUGGUCGACGUCGAGUUAACCAUUUCCUCUGUGAAAUGCCGGCGCUGAUCAAGAUGGCUUGUGUGGAUGCUCGUGCAGUGGAAAUGCUCGCUUUUACCUUCGCCAUUCUCAUUGUUCUGCUGCCCCUCACCCUUAUUCUUAUCUCCUAUGGCUACAUCGCUGCAGCAGUACUGAGGAUCAAGUCAGCUGUGGGGCGCCGGAAGGCCUUCAAUACCUGCAGCUCCCAUCUCACAGUGGUCUCCCUGUUCUAUGGGAGCAUCAUCUAUAUGUAUAUGCAGCCAGGAAACAGCUCUUCCCAAGACCAAGGCAAGUUUCUCACACUCUUCUACAACCUGGUGACUCCCAUGUUGAAUCCACUCAUCUAUACAUUAAGAAAUAAGGAAGUGAAGGGAGCACUGAGGAAAGUUUUGGGGAGGCAACAAUGA